GCUGUCCCUUUAAGGGGCGCGGCCAGACCUUGGAAGCUAUAAAUCUGCUUCGUUCUGGGUCGGGAACGCGGUGAAAUUCCUUGCAGGCACUGUUCGCUGCUGCCGGAACUCCUUGGAUCGGAGCUCACGUCCCGCAACCUCCGAUCGUCACCCAUCUCUAGUUGCUCUUCCAUUUUGCGGGUCUGAAGGAUCCAGUGGCCCAAGACAAAUUCCAUCUCUUUGCUGUUCACUGGAAGACCCUUCCCACCAUGAAGUACUUGCUGAACCUCUACCUGCUGGGCAUACUGGUGUCAUUCCUCUCCAUCUUGGUUAGGCUGAUAGAGUCCUUGGAGGGGUUAUUAGAAGGUCAUCCCUUCCCUGGCCACUGGCCGAGCAGGGGCCAAAUAGCCGGCGCUAAUCCACCCAAGGGACUGGCCCAUGAACGCCUACUUCCGACCAAAUCUGUCAGACCGUACUUAGGAUGAGUUUUGCCUAAAGCUGAUGUUCUCCCAAGAACGUGAUUCGAACCAGUCUCAAGCAUCAUCAGAUUGUGUUCCUGGAAUCUAGCUGUAGGCUGGCAUCCAGCCCGUGCAGCAGUAGCCUUCCUGACCUUGAACUCAUUGACUUUUGGCUUUUCCUUCUUGUUCUGGACAGAUGGAGAAGAGAUAAUCAGUCCUUUAUGGCAAGGUUUCUUAACCCAAGAUCCGUGGAUGGAUUUCAUCCACGUCAGUGAAUUUGGAUGGAGAAAAAAAAUUCUUUUUGUUUUUAUUUCAUUUCAUUUAUAUUCACUUCUAACUGGCAUUUAGCAUUUCCCUUAAUUAUUUAAAAACGUUAUCCUGAGAAAGGGGUCCACAGGUUUCACUAGAAAAAUGGAUCCAUAUCACAAAAAAGGUUAACUCUUUGAGCAGGGGGAGUUGGACCUUCACUUGGGAGUGGGCCCAGUACAGAGAUAGCCUUGCUCAUCUCAGGAGAGGUCAGGAAGAGUUCUCUGGCCAUUGCCCUUCCUGGGGCUAGAGAGGAAUAGGGAGAAUCUUUGCUUUCUAAAAUGGAGUGGCCACUAGAGCUCGCUGUUCUGGCUGGCUUUCAGAAGGAGCUCUCUUCCUGGGUCUGUGAAGCAGUGGGAGGAGGGGGUUUGUAUAAACAUGGUUUCUGCCCUCGUUGCUUUUUUUCCCCCUGCUUCUACCCUGCAGAGAGAUACUAGGUGAAUGUAGUGAUAGCCACCAUGUGGCUUCAACUUUUUUUUAAAAAUUAAUACAAUAAAGAUGAUGUACCUUUCCAGUG
Molecule: messenger RNA, 1260 nt
Organism: Dromiciops gliroides (monito del monte)
Lineage: Eukaryota; Metazoa; Chordata; Mammalia; Microbiotheria; Microbiotheriidae
Gene: HILPDA
Product: hypoxia inducible lipid droplet associated
Exons: 2
Coding region: 249-464 (71 amino acids)
Biological process (GO): positive regulation of lipid storage; autocrine signaling; positive regulation of cell population proliferation
Cellular component (GO): lipid droplet
Source: RefSeq, a predicted model, not a curated record